GCUGGGACCCUCCAAGUUAGUGCUGGAGAACAGGUGCUUCAGACAGAUGACCAUAAUGGACCAAGGCUGCCAGCACUGGUGGACUGCCCCAAGAACAGCCCCCUAAAGGUUAGAAACGGCUUUGAGUUCUGUUGCAAAACGCUUUGAACAGUUCAGAGUGAAAUACGUAUCAGUUCAAUUGGAAAACGUUCAAAACGUUUUGUAACGUUAGGCAUGCUGAAUGUACUCCAGGCAAACCUCUCAGAGCAGACUGGUUGGCUCUAAGCCACACCCACUUCAAUUGUGAUUAGGCUUUUAAUGUGAUUAAGCCCUGCCCACUUCCAAUUUUGGUCCCCUCUUCGAAUCAAAUCCCGAGUGCCUGCCACAUCCGUUUUGAUUGGCUCUUGGUCAGAAAUGCUAUGCCUUAAUUGGACAUCCAUUUUUAUUGGUUCGUUGGUCAAGUGGAUAGUGCUGUCAUUCAUAUGCUAAUGAUGUAUAGGGCUAAACCACGCUUGUCCAUUUUUGGUCACCCCUAAUCUGAGCUCCGCCCACAUCCAUUUUGAUUGGCACCUUGGUAGGGGAUGGGCAGGUUGUAUACUGGGCCAUGUUCAGUGGCAAAACGUUGUUGAACAUUGCCGAUACAAAUGCCAUGACUAGAGCUUACGUGAUUCCUUAUUCUACAUGUUUAAGAGGCAUGUUUGUUCAUUAUAGCGUAAUUCUAUCUGAAUGUUGCUAAACGUUGUCUUGCUGAACAUGCCCCUGGUUGUAUAAGGACGUUUUGUUUUGAAAUCUUUACCUGGUUGUAACUGAGAGUUGGUUGUAAUGUAAGUUAUAUGACGUGUUCUCAACCAGUUUUUUUUUUACAAUGAGAUAAUGAUGCAUGGGUCACUUACUGUACUAGUUAGAACCAAUAGCAUUCAAAUUCUGAUUCUUAUUCUAAUUCUAAAGUUAGCCCUUAUGUGACAUGUCACUCAGUACCGUCAUGUCUAUGGUGAAAGAGAUGGUUUCUAUGGUGAUACGAUUUUGCUAAUAUUGUUGUUUAUCUCAGAACUUCGUGCCGAAGCCCCCACGAGGCCCCAGGCUGAGCGGUCAGGCCAAGAUGGCCAAGGUCGAAAAGAACGCCAGAGAGGCCGUGGAGUCCAGAAAGGACAGAGAGGCCAAGGCAGCGGCGAAAAAACCAAGCCACCAAGUAGUUGGUGUGUUGGCGCUGCCUCCACCUCUUCUAUCUCCAACAACCAGUUACAGUGAGUAUUGAUCACCACUUCCAAAAUACUUGGAUUUAUUGAUAGAAUUCUUAAAGGAUAUAUGGUGGAAGGAUCAACUAAUGGCUCGACUCUCCUCUUUCUUUAGGUGUCCUGCCAGCUAUCAAGAACACUAAAGUGACGAAGGUGGAGACAACAGGUGGGUGUUGGUGACACAGUGGUUAUUCAAUAGAAUCGUUGCCAUGGUUACGAGCUUGUUCAGCGGUAAUUCUGAUUCUCUUCUCUUUCAGUGCCACCAGGCCCCAUGACACCUGAGGAUGAGGUGAGAAUGAACUCCUCUCCAUCUGUUGAUGACCCCCUUACCCCAGAGACCCCAGAGAGUGAUGUCACCUCCGAUGCCACUUCUCUGGCGGACACACCCCGUGAGAUGACACCUGAGAACGUAGAGGAGGCGUCUUCUCUAGAGGACUUCCUGAAGUCUCACCCGUGAGUUCUGCUCUGAACCGUGUUAUGUGCAGUAGAAAAAAUUGAAUCUAGUUGCCAGUCUACUAACCAAUGAUUCCUGGUGUUUGUUUGUUUUCCAGUCAGAGAAAGCGCAUCAGGAAGUUCCUCAAACAAAUGGUAAGUCCCCCAUUUUUUCUUCUUUACCCCAUUUCUACUUCUUUACCGACUAAUCAUGCUAACAACAACAAAAACGUGUAACUUAAAGACUAAGAGGAAAUGCUGUCAUUUAAAAAUGGUUGUUUUCCGUAUUUCUUUCUAAGAAUGUGACCAUAGAGGACCUGGAGGACAUGUCCUAUGCGUUCCUCCUGCCAGCGAUAGCUCUGCUCAGGACCUCCAGUCCAGAAUCAUCCAACUGCUCCUUCCGGGGGUCAGGGGUGCUGAAGAUCGUCUCGGAGACGUUCCACCGGCGGAGCUCUGAGCCAAAGGGGAGGCUCAGGGGCGGGCAGCCCCCCACGCCCAAUUCUGAGACAGACAAGGAGCUUCAGGGUACAGCAGACAUGGUUGUGAGUAAUAUCCUGAGGAAUGCCCAGGAGGACCUCUUCUCCUCUGGUAUGAAUGACCUGGAGACCACCAAUCCAGGCAUCGCUCUGACCGAAGAGAGGCUCUCCAGUAUCUUCUCAGAGCUGUUUAGGGACGCCUGUGAGAGUGCCCAGGAGGCCGCCAGACGGAUCCACCACACGAGGUCCGGAAGAGGCAACAAAAGCCGGAGUGGGAGUUGCUCUGGGUCAUCACAGGGAUCGAGCCGGUCCAACAUGCCAGAGCUGGUAGAGUGUGUGGAUGCUCAGCCACUAUCUCUGGAACAUCCAAGUGUGUCCUGCUCCAACAGAAGCUCUGGGUCCUCACAGGGAUCGAGACGGUUCGACCUCUGUCAUCAGGCAGUGGAGAUGGAGAGGGUUUAUCUCCAGAGAGACACACCCCACUCCAGUGUCAGUGUGAGAGAACUGGGGUCAGUGAGGAGGGCCAAGAGAAGGGAUGUCCAUAAAGCCCUCAGUGAGGGGUCCCUCAAUGUCUUUGCCCUGUUCAGGGAGAGGGCAGGGGAGAUUUGGCAGACCAGCACAUGGGACAUGGAGCAGACCCAGCCUCCCAGCACCCCCACAUCCAGCGAGGAGGAUUUGUGGGACAGCGACUCCAGCUUGUCUCAUGGGGUUGGGGAGGAGGAGAGGGGCAGCUCCCUGAUCCUGACCCCCCAGGCCUCCACCUCACUCUCUGAUCAAGACAAGAGAGCACUAGGUUAGUUAUUAUGUAGUCUUGUCUCCUUUUGCUCCCUUGUUAUUAUUGUUAUUGCCAUUUACAAUGUGACCAAGAUGUUUUGGGGUGGGGGUGCUGUCGAUGGGGGGAGGGAGUAUUUUUCUCCGCUCUGCUGACAAGUCAUUUUCUCCGCUCAUACAGGAGUCAUAAAGGCCUAGUUCACUAAUUUUGUGAAGAAAAUCAUCUAUAAAAAAUAAUAAUGAUAUAUCUAUAUAUACAUUUUAAAUAAAUGUUGAUUUGACUAGAGGACGUCUGCCAGAUCCUGACCGCCUGGGUGGAAAAGAGGCUGAACAGGACCUGCAACGACAAUUACAGGGCCAGUGUCAUCAUCCAGAAAGGUCCAUUUAUAACCUGUUUUACCAAUAUGACCAGUAUUAACCCUGUUAUAACCAGUGUAAUAACCAAUGUAUUAUCAUUAUAGUAAAUGUACUAGAUACUGCAUAGUGCUAUACAUGGAUGUGGCUUUGAAUAAGUUCAGAGUAUUAGUGUGUUUUCUUAGGAUUGGAUUCUGGUGCCAGGGACAGGUUCCCUUACAUUCAGUGUCCUUCUUCAUCAGAGGAAGAAGAGGAGUUGGUCACGAGUGUCAUGACUGUCUUACACUCAGAGCCCUCCACCUCAACCAAGGCAGCACGGGCAGCUCCUGCACAGACCCUGGAGUUCAACCCCUGUCUGGAUGAAGAUGAGGUGGUCCCCAGCACCUCCAUGGGUGCGGGAUUCCUGACGACCACUCAGGCAGCAUGGGCAGCUCCUGCCCAGACCUUGGAAGAAGAGGUCGGGGGAGCUGAUGUCUCUGAGGUGAGUACCAGCUCCCUGACCCCCACCGAGGCCAGGCAGGGCCUCCUGGGGAAGAUUCCCUCUCUCCUUCCGGGUGAGAUCCUCAUCGAGGAGGACAUCUCCUUUCGCAGCACUCCCAGGGACACCGUCAUGAGCCCCCAGACCCUGAAGUUUAUCCUCCAGGGCAUCAUGCGCCGACUGGAGGCCUCAGAGUCCCCCCAGGCAAGGAGGGCCAAUGACCCCUUCAGGCUGAUGAAGAAUCUCUUUGUGGAGGUCCAGCAUGCCCUGAAGUAUGCUGACAUCUCUGUCCUCUUCAGCCUGGAGGAGAGCAUCCAAUUUAGGGGGGAAGAUGCAAUGAAGGCCAUCGUGAAGGCUGCGGCUAAAAUGUUGUCCCUGCGUUCGGAUUCCAACCGGCGUGCCGCACGCUAUGGUGGCGAGGUAGCCGUCUGUUGCAUGGCAGAUACCAUCGCGCACGUCAUAGGCGACUACGCCCAGGACUGGAGUUCUGACGGCCAUUUUGGAGCGAGGAGGAGCCUUGGUAGUGGGAGGUCACGCUCCUCUUCAAGCUCCUCAAAGAGUGACAUCACCCUCACAGAGGAACUCUUGGCCCAGGGGGAAACCCUGGAAGAGGACCAAGAGGAGGUGGCUGCGAUCGACGACAACGAGAAAUGUGACUCUGCUAGCUUGGAGAAGGCCAGCAGCAGCUCCCUCUCCGCAGACCUUGUGGACAGCACCUCCACACAGGUAAGGAGUCUAUCAUUAACCAGUAUGUUGUUUAGUUAUUGGGGCUGUUUGAUUGUGAGGCACCAACUCAUAUCUGUUUCUCUCUCUACUAAGAAGACAGUGAAGGACGAGGCUGUGAAGGAAGGAGUGAGGAAGUCAGGAGAGGGGAAGCGAGGUCGCAAGAAGACCCUGAAGAAGAACAAGGUGUCUCCCCUUGGCACUGAUGGUAAGUCCUCCCUUCUGUCAGUCCACAUGUCUAUUUGUCUUCAACAAAAUUAUAUUAUUUCACCACAUUGUAAUGUUAGGGGAAGAGACUAUGAUGAAGUUAUCAGGGUCUUAUUCAUUAAACGGAAGUAACAGGGAGGAACUUCCUUGAACAAAAAAAAAGGUGUUUUUGUUUUCCAUUGCAAAAGUUUUUUUUACGGUUUGUCCUAAUGAUGUCAUGCCAUGUUCUCUGUCACCUGUUCAGAUACCGUGGCUGAUGAGCCGGGGGGAAAACGAUCUCUCCUCCUGAGGAUUACAGCUGCCCUGGCAAAACUAUUUUGCUUCCCCUGCAAAAAGAGAAGCGGCAAAAAGUAGUUGUGUGGGUAUACCCACUUAGAGCACUUCAGUGCACUUGCCUCCUCUCCACAAACCCAGAGUCAACUCACAACCUAUUUCAUGAUUCCAACCAUACCCCCACGCUAUUGUGGCGAGGGAGCCAUCUGUUACAUGGCAGACACCAUCGCACACGUCAUAGAUGACCAUGCUGAAGAUUGGAGCUCUGACGGCCAUUUUGGAGCCAGGAGGUAGUAGUGACAUCACCCUCACCAAGGAGCUCUUGGCUGAAUGGGCCAAGGAAGCGGACCAAGACGACGUGGCUGAUGAUGAAACUGGCAUGACAAUACCCCCCCCAAAUAACAAACCAUUACAAACCAUGAUGAUUCCUCCCAUAGCCCGGCCCGGACCUAUUUAAUUCAAUAAACAUGUACUUGCAUCUAUUUUGAACCUCUUUUUUUGUUUUUAACAGGCCUACUGUAGACUACAAAUUAUUAAGUGCAAAUUGAUGUGUGUACUGCAUCAAUAUUAUGAGUUCACUGUGCCAGUCAUUAUGAGUUCACUAUGCCAGUCAUUAUAGUUAAUCUAGGCUUUAACACUCUUAACUGUAUUGGUAUUGACACAAUACGAGUUACAUUUGAGUAUUUUCUAAAUUUGUGUUUCUGAGGGAAUACAUCUGCAAUAUACUGCUAAUAAUGUUAAUCGAGAGGGAAAAAUACUUCUGGAAAUGUACAAAAAAGAAUAGAUCAUAUUCUUGCCUUUGACAGUUUAGAUCAUUCAAAUGUAAUAGCUUCAGGGUUGUGGAGGUCAUAGUCUCUUAUGACGGCUACCAAAGUCCAUCCUGCUUUCACCACUCGCUCACACUAUUCCAAUAUCUUAACCUCUCCCUCAGUGGCGGCUCCUGAAAAAAUUCUCAGGAGGGGCAUUUUUUCUGAUGAUUUAGGUGACCUACACACAUUUAAAAAAGAUAUGUCCAGCAACAACAUGAAGACAGGGGCAGCAUAUAAGUCAAUACCAGAAGCAUUUAUUGACUGAUCUGGGGAGAUGGAUUCCAGUUUCUGUGACAGAUUAUAAAUAAUCUCUGAUGCCUUUGUUAUAUUAGCUUUUGGUUGAAUGUACUGUCGUAGUAAAUAUAUAAUGUUAUAGCUUGGUCUGACUAAAAUCUUGUGCAUGACCCAUUUUGUGUUGGGCGUUUGUUUUCAAUCAAUGCUGUUCCUAUCCUAUAACAAUGGACAAAAGAGUCCUAUCUUGUCAGCCUUGUCAGCAGGUGGCCAAGGACAACACCCACGCCAUAGGUCUCUCAGUUCUUCCAACUCACGAGUUCUUGCUCUGAGGACACACACACACACACACACACACACAUCAUCACUGAUAACACACACACACACACACAUCAUCACUGUUAAACACACACACACACAAAAAUCCCCUCUCUUUAGGCUGAACAUUUGAAGACAGAGAACCCGACUCAGAGCCAAUGCAACAGUGGAGGGGACCUCGCCCAACUCAUCAGGACCAAUCAGAAGAUCCAGAACUACUAGAUUCAACCUACAUCAUUUAUUGUAUAAAAUGUCUGCACAAUGUUUUCGGGGCUCUCUUCAGAUAGCUCCCUAAGAGUUUGACGAACGGGUCCGUGCACGCGAUUCCAGAUAUCUUUACCUCUGAAUAAACUGCCUUUAUUAUACCAUAUCCACCCUGUCCAAAGUCUCUACUUGGUCUCAGUUCUCCAGUAAACUUGUGAUUAUCAACAGUACACAACGGUAACAAACAAUUGGGGGAACUCACGGGGCAGAUAGUAAGGUCGCAGUGACACAGAAAGCAGUUCAAUGUCGGGGUACAGAGUCGCUCUCUUACCAGGAUCGCGGUCCGCUCUGACCAGGGUGAAGCCGGCCGGCUCCACUUCUCUGUCCGGGACUCUGUCAUCCAGCCAAGUCUCCCAGCUGUAUUGGAUUCCGCUGCCAGCAGCGUUUUCAUUAUUUAGUCCGUUCGUAGCGGGUAUGUACACGAUCAACAAGAUCAGUCCAAAACCAACCACUGGAAAUCCAUGGUUGGCAGAAUGUUUGUAAACUAAGUCUACAAAUUAAAAACAUAAAAUAACGCCACACUGCAGGUCGCAACAGAGACGCUGCUAGCCGCCAUUUUCUUAGUUACGUUCAUGGUUACGUCACGUAUGACGAAAGCGCGUAAGUGCAAGCCCACAGACACCCAUAGAGAAUGUAUUGAAAGCUUUGAAAUUUGAAAAAAAUAGAUUUUACAUGACAGGCUAUGAGAGACUUCUGGGCGAUUUUCAACUUGACUGAAAUCGCCCCAAAAACGGGCGGGGCCAUUUGAAGCACGACUUUAGCCUGAUUUGACAUUUAGUGGCAGUCAGAUCAGAUUACAACACUGAUAACUACUGUUGCCGUGAUAUAAUUGAUUAGAAAAAAAUCCCUUCCUUUUCCCGUUUGGCAGUGCGUCGCCCAUAUCGCCCUAUUGAACAGGCCGUCCCUGCUCUCCCUACCGGAACCUAAUCGAGUAGCUGGCCCGGCACUCACGCAAGAUUUGGUUCUGGGUUGCAGAGAUUAUGGAGGUCAAAACAAGGUCUAUGGCUGCGUUUACACAGGCAGCCCAAUUCUGAUAUUUUCCACUAAUUGGUAUUUUGACCAAUCAGAUCAGCUCUUUUUCCAAGAAUUGGGCAAACGAUCAUAAUUGGACUGCCUGUGCAAACACAGCCUGUCAUGCAGGACCUGACCAGGAAAAACUCUGAUCUGAAAAACUGUCAAAGGCAAGAACAUGAUCUAUACUACUAUUUCCAAAAGUAUUUUUCAAUAAAGUUUAACAUUAUUAGCAGUAUAUUGCAGAUGUAUUCCCCAUAAUAUACUCCAGCAAGCAAAAGCCUGGAAACGGAACAAGGUAAAAUCAAAUAAACUCCUGCCCUAUACCCCACAAGGAAAUAGGAUGAAAGACUUGAUGAUGUGUAUGUAGGCUAUGUUUAUUCAGCCUGCUCAUUACUGCUAUCAGAUGUAAGCAGGCUAUUUCUGGUGUGCAUUUUCAGAGCCUUUGUGUGAUGUGUUUCACCUAUCAACACCUAUGACCAGGUGCUCCUUUGCUCUUCCGUCUCAGUCUACCUCUGGCAGUAUCAAAUUCUCGGUAAGCAAAUCUCCCAUUUGCAUGCCCUGCGAUUUGUUUUCGUUUUAUUCAGCUAUAGUUUGAGUUUCUGCUUAUGUAGGGAUAAGGAGGUCAAUAGGGAAAGGGGAUACCUAGUCAGUUGCACAGCUGAAUGCAUCUUCCGCAUUUAACCCAAGAGAGGUGCGGGGGGCUGCCUUAAUCGACGUCCAUGGCGCCCAGGGAACAGUUGUUGUUGGGGGUUAACUGCCUUGCUCAAGGGCAGAACGGCAUAUUUUCCCACCUUGCCGGCUCGGGAAAUCGAACCAGCAACCUUUAGGUCAUUGGCCCAACGCUCUUAACCACUAGGCUACCUGCUGCCCAAUAGAGUGCAUAGUCUCUCUCUCUCUCUCUCUCUCUCUCUCUUCUCUCUCUCUCUCUCUCUCUCUCUCUCUCCUCUCUCUCUCCUCUCUCUCUCUCUCCUCUCUCUCUCUCUCUCUCUCUCUCUCUCGUCUCUCUGUUUCUCUUGUCUCUGAUCCUCUCUCGACAACACUUGUCCUCCCCUCGUCUACUAUUGUUUAUUAAUCCUGCUUGCUGAAGGCUCUUCUCUUUAAUCCCUGGUCUUCUUUCCCUGUAAUGGUUUUUCUUUCUUUUAUUAAUCUUUUGUCUCCUUUUUCCCCUUACCCCGUUUCCCUUCAUCUUUUUGAUUUUGGCCUAUCUGUCGCUAAUCGGGUUUUCAUUUGUAAGGUCCUCUCUGGCCUCUCUACAUCCCUACAUCCUUUUUGUGCGAAUUCCAAAUCUCUGA
Molecule: messenger RNA, 8856 nt
Organism: Coregonus sp. 'balchen'
Lineage: Eukaryota; Metazoa; Chordata; Actinopteri; Salmoniformes; Salmonidae
Source: the annotation of a GenBank genome assembly